UGGCUGAAUAUUAUUGUCAAAAUAUUAGCUUUGCUAAAAUGACGUAAGUUUGUCGGCAACGAUCUCCUAGAAAAGGAUCGGGAGAAAUGACUCAGAUGUAAACCCCAAAGAUACAAGUCAUUUGUCAUCCUGACAUUUUAAAUAAUAUUUACAUUUUGAAUGAAAGAUGUGACGUAAUAAAGUUAAAAAUCAUUGUGUAGGGUAUUAAUAUUGAUACCUUGAUUGAUACUUGAAUCAAAUCCUAUCGAUGUUUGUGUUCGCUGUUCGCAGUAUUCUCCUCAACUUUGCUGUGUAAACAUCAGUGAAAUAUCAAGUUGUAUAAGCUAAGCGGAAAAUGGAUUUCUCAAAACUGUACUUUUUGAAACAGUCCAGACUCAUUCACCUGUGCAUUUCAAUAACUUUUUUUACUUCAGGUGUUAUAGUUAAUGUGGCACAAUGUUUACUUUAUUUAACCAUUCGCCCAUUCAGCAAAACAAUUUACAGAAAAAUAAAUUGGUACCUGUGUUGGACAAUCUACUCUCAAUUGGUGUUUGUGGGAGAUUGGUGGUCAGAAACGAAGAUAUUUUUCUAUAUUGACAAAGAAGAAUUCAAUAAGUAUUAUGGGAAGGAGCAUGCCUACUGUAUCAUGAACCAUACAUAUGAGGUGGAUUGGUUAAUAGGUUGGAUGAUGGCAGAAAGAAUUGGUGUCCUGGGUAAUUGUAAAGCUUAUGCCAAAAAAAUUAUUCAGUAUAUUCCAGUGUUAGGCUGGGGAUGGAAAUGUUCCGACUUUGUUUUUCUAGAAAGAAAUUUUGACAAGGAUAAGGAAAUUAUUAAUAGACAGAUUACUGAAUUAGCUGAGCAUCCUGAUCCCAUAUGGCUCUUGCUUUUUCCUGAAGGUACAAGAUUUACCAAGAAAAAACACGAAGCAGCUAUCGAAUUUGCCAAAAAACAAAACCUUCCUCAGUUAAAAUAUCAUCUCCUUCCUCGCACAAAGGGUUUCGUUGCUAGUUUACCAUCAAUGAUAGGUAAAGUUCCUGCGAUUUAUGACAUUGAGCUGGCAUUCAAAGAAAGUGAUCCAAAUGCACCAACAAUUACCAGUAUGUUAUUUGGCAAACCUUUGGAGGCCCAUUUCUCUUUGAGAAGAAUACCAAUGGAAGAUUUACCUCAAAGCGAUGAAGAUCGGGAAAAGUUUUUGAGAGACUUGUUUGUACAAAAGGACAAAAUGAAAGCUAGUUUCAUCGAAACUGGAGACUUUUUUUCCACAUCUGGCGUCAAACGAGUAGAACCAUUCGAACUGGAACGCCGCAUUUACCCUUUACUAAAUGUGAUAUUCUGGCAGUUCGCUACUUCAGUACCCAUAUGUUAUUAUCUUGUGAAGAUGUUGUUUAGUGGAGAAUUAUUAUACUUUUCCAUUGGUGCUGGGAUUGUUGGAGCAUUUUUCCUGCUAUUGAAAAAAACAAUUGGAAUGUCCGAAAUCAAGAAAGGUUCAUCAUAUGGAUCAGGACCAACUCCUAAAAAGAAUCAGUGAAAGUGUUACUCAUCUCCUUCCAUAGCUGAUGCCGUUUUCCAAAUUAUGGAUCAUCAAUGUCUGUGCCAAACUCGAGACAUUUCCUUAUUUGGAUAAAACUAGUAGUGAAUUUUUACCCCAUAUUCUUAGAGGGUUGAUAAAAAUACACCCAGGAAAACAAAAAAAUUUUUUGUCAAAUUUUCAGUAGUUUUCUCCGCAAAACUAUCAUAAUGUAUUUAUUUUACCAAAUGCAAGCAUCAUAAUGUAUUUAUUUUACCAAAUGCAAGCUCAAUUGAAUCGUUCGUUCAUCGAACUUUAUGACCUCCUGUAUCCAGUAUUGACCAUGACAAAGUGAGAUUUUUUUUUCAUAAUUGGAUUCGAGUUUGAUUCCUAUUUUUUGGAAACAUUUAAAUAAGAUAAAGUUCGGUAAUAUACUAGAAAAUUUAUAAGCUUUCCAUUCUAGAAAUCAUUGAAAAAAUUGCCUACAUAUUUUGCAGGUCGAUUAGUCUAAAAUAAUGUUAUUGAUUGAAGUUACAAGUGCUGAAAGUAAGUGCAGUGAAAUGUCAAAAAUGGAAAUGAAUGUGUCAGCUUAUUUUCUUUGAAUUAGUACCUACAUACUUUGCAUCAUAUGUGUCGCGGGGAACCUUAAAAUAAGAGGUUCAAAACACAACUUCGGUUUUGUCAUUUUUAUUUCGGGCAAGAAUUACCUCAAUCCUUAAUAUAUCGAAACUGAGAAAGUGAUUUGAAUCAUGCACUGAUGGCUACAAUUGUAAGUUCAAUAUUUUCAGUUACUGUAGUUGUUACUUUUUUUCUUAGAAGGCAUGAAAUACUUAAUAUCUUAUCUCAUUUAUUGAAAAUAUAGUCCUCAUCUGUUAUGAUUCAUUUCCUGAUUUAUUUUGAAAACAAACUCAUUAAUGUUUCCUAAUUGACCAUCCUAUGUAUGUUCAUUUUGACUGUUUCUUUGGAUAAUCAAAUUAUCAUGAGGUGAAUGUCUGAAAAAUUAUGUUUACAUAUUUUUUGAUGCCUUAUCAAAAGUAGUGUGCAAUUUGGAAUACUAAGUUCAGAAAGCUCUAAUAAAUAAAGUGUAAUGAACUGACCAAUCACUUGGUGUUGAACUACUCAUUCAUUGAAUAAAUUGAUUACCCAUUUCUAUGAAAUAAGAAGUUGCUGGAUAUUCAUUAGAUAUGAAACAAUAGCACUCUGAAUCAAUGGUAUCACUUCUAGUCCGGCUAAUCAAAUAUGCGAAUGAUUGGAUUUUGACAAAAGGAGGCUUAUUUCAGAGAGAAAACACCCAAAAAUGAUUCGAGUGAAUGUAAUGUACUAUUUGAAUCAUUUUAUUAUUGUAAAGCUUGUAUGGAGGAUCAACCCAUAUAGGACAAUGUCAAUAAUUUUUGAAGAAGAAAAAAUUAAUAACAACAAUAAAAUAGUUGUAUAGGAAAUAAAUUAGUGUGCCCAUUACGAUAAAAAUUAAUUAAAGUUGUGAAACUAGACCUUGAAAAGUUAUAGGAAAUAUAAAGAUAUACAACUUUUG
Messenger RNA from Leptinotarsa decemlineata (Colorado potato beetle), 3017 nucleotides. Its product is annotated as 1-acyl-sn-glycerol-3-phosphate acyltransferase gamma. Lineage: Eukaryota; Metazoa; Arthropoda; Insecta; Coleoptera; Chrysomelidae. Gene Ontology annotation, cellular component: endomembrane system. The record is from RefSeq and is a predicted model, not a curated record. Gene Ontology annotation, molecular function: 1-acylglycerol-3-phosphate O-acyltransferase activity.